AUGGAUCGCCUAAAACUGAAUACCAAAGCAUUAUUGGGUAUGGCAACCCGCACAGUUGACCAAGAUCAUGAAAUGCGACAUACCUGUGUCAGGUCAUUUAAUCAGGCAGUUGCCCAGUAUGAAGUUGCGAUGUCUAAGUUUGUUACCUCACUGACAAUGGUGUCCAACUCUUUAGAAGGUGUGGAAAAGGCAUUUAAGGAUGUUGUUGCAAACGAAAAACAGACUCCUAUAUUCGAUGGUAUGAAGGAGAUAACCAAAUGCUUGGAGAUUGUUCGCACAUCCAUAUUAAACGAAUCAAUAGAUACAUUCAAGAUAAUGGUUGUUCCAUCAUUAUCUUCUCUUAAGGGUGAUUGUGAGACAUGCGAUAAAAUUCAUACCGAACGUGCUAAAGCUGUUGAUUUGUAUGACUAUCACCGAGAUGUAGUUGAAAAAAAAGAGGUACAAUAUGCUUCAAAAGGUAAACCUCUUGAUGACUCAAAACGGUACAAAGAAGAAUUAAGCAAACGUGAUAGUGCAAAUGAGGAAUACUUGUUAAAAAAUACCGAGUACAAUAAUGCCUAUGAUCUGUUAAUGUCAAAGAAAUCUGAGUUGACAACAGUUGCUGCAAAACUUUUUCUUCAUUGGUUAUCAGACUUUUCGGAAAAAUUACAUCAUGAGAGUUCUCGUAUGUGUGAUGUUGUUGACAAUACUCCUGUAAAAACGAUGGAUAGUGAGAUGGAAAAUGCUGUUGUGACUUCCCAUGAAGUGUCUUCUCAAGUUGAUGCCCCAAAUGGUGUUGAAAGUCAAGAAUCUGUUAACGGUGUUAACACCGCUUCUAUGGUAGAUGAUGGUUCUAACGUGGAGCAACCUUUAUCAACCAAUAUUGAUGCAUCCAAAGAAGAAGGAGAGGCAGUUCCUACUUCAGAAACAGGUUAG
Trypanosoma theileri is the source of this 915-nucleotide messenger RNA. RefSeq lists its product as uncharacterized. The transcript has a single exon. NCBI's taxonomy places the organism in Eukaryota, Euglenozoa, Kinetoplastea, Trypanosomatida, Trypanosomatidae. The record is from RefSeq and is a predicted model, not a curated record. The coding region runs from base 1 to 915 and encodes 304 amino acids.